This is a messenger RNA of Cladocopium goreaui, 975 nucleotides long. The record is from the annotation of a GenBank genome assembly. Lineage: Eukaryota; Dinophyceae; Suessiales; Symbiodiniaceae.
AUGGAGGGCUUUAGCCCACGCAGGGGAAGCUAUGGAAGCGCCGUCAACAGCGAGGCAAGUGUGGAAGACACUGGAAAGGCGGAUGCAGUGCCGUUUUCUGAGGGUCCAGCGGCUGAAGCAGAGUCAUCUGCAGCACAGGCAGCAGCUGAGAUCCCUGGUGCUGGACAGUUUCCGCCACAGUAUCAGACCUUGCCGGAAGACCUUCUGCGUGAGAUCGACGAUUCAGGCCCUGACAAGGAGGAAUGCACGCCCUUUAAAGAGGCACGCUGGGAUCGCAUGUCAGCGAACCCAGGACUCUUUGCAAGCCCUGAGCAAGGCAUUGGAGCUGCAGCCAGACAGUGGACGAGUUCAUCUCGCCUCCACCUGCACGAGGUGCGUGGGAAGCCCAAGAAGAAUAAGCAGACGCAGGUCGAUGAAGGUUUUUCUGUGCAGUUGGUGGAGGUGUCGCGGAGCAUGCGUGGCAGCGCUGUCACAUCGAUCGAGUCCUCAGCUGGGGCACAAUGCUACGCUGAGGUUGUGAAGGAACUGAAGGAGCUGAAGGAGCGUAUGGACGGCAAUGAGCGUGGCAGAGUGCAUGAACCUCAUGCAGCAUCACCACAUCAAGAUGUCCAGUAUCAUCCAGAAUCGCCAGAGCGAGUCACGCCCACCUGCCAAUCUUCCGUUGACUCGCCUCCCCCCGUCGUGCGCAACAAGCUGAUCUACCUGUUUGAUCCCACCUUCAAAGUCCUGAUGCAUCCAGCUGUUGAGAGCUGGUCUGUCAAGCUGCCGAAGAAGCAGAUGAAGUGCCUGAAGGACAUGAGCGCCCAUGACCGGAAGGCCAUGGUCAAGGCAAUUCACAAGGCAUGGGCUGAUGGGGAAGCUAGGACCAACCCCAAGCAGUUCCUGAAGAUUGUGAUGGAGCGUGAGUUUGGCGAUGAGACAUGCGAACCGGAGUAUCAGGCACCUAAAGAGGAGGGCUACGGAGAUUUUUAUUAG